This is a messenger RNA of Sceloporus undulatus (fence lizard), 2638 nucleotides long. It is a transcript of the gene SLC25A10, whose product is annotated as solute carrier family 25 member 10. Lineage: Eukaryota; Metazoa; Chordata; Lepidosauria; Squamata; Phrynosomatidae. Gene Ontology annotation, biological process: succinate transmembrane transport; thiosulfate transport; phosphate ion transmembrane transport. The record is from RefSeq and is a predicted model, not a curated record. The transcript is spliced from 11 exons. The coding region runs from base 152 to 1012 and encodes 286 amino acids. Gene Ontology annotation, molecular function: sulfate transmembrane transporter activity; thiosulfate transmembrane transporter activity; succinate transmembrane transporter activity.
CUUCCGAGGGGGCGGAGGGCCGGCAUCGCCCGUUUAAGGCCCCGGUGGAAGGCGGUGUCGAGGAGUGUGGAGGGCCGGCGUCGUCGAGGCCGGGCUCCCCUGGGCCGGGCAUUGGGACUAGGGAGGCGAGGGCGAGGAGGGAGGCAGGGCCAUGGCGGAGAAGCGCGUCUCCAGGUGGUACUUCGGGGGCCUGGCCUCCUGCGGGGCGGCCUGCUGCACCCAUCCGCUGGACCUCCUCAAGGUCCAUCUGCAAACCCAGCAGGAAGUGAAGCUGCGCAUGACCGGGAUGGCUGUGCGGGUGGUUCGCAAUGAUGGCUUUCUGGCACUCUACAAUGGGUUGAGUGCCUCGCUUUGCCGGCAGAUGACGUACUCCCUCACCCGCUUUGCCAUCUAUGAGACUGUGCGGGACCGCUUGAGCCAGGGUGCCCAGGGGCCCAUGCCCUUCUACCAGAAGGUGCUGCUAGGCGCAGUAGGAGGUUUCGCUGGUGGGUUCGUGGGGACCCCAGCUGACAUGGUAAAUGUCAGGAUGCAGAAUGACAUGAAACAACCAGUCAAUCUGCGGCGCAACUACUCGCAUGCUCUGGAUGGGUUGUACCGGGUGUUUCGUGAAGAAGGGAUGAAAAAAUUGUUUUCUGGGGGAACAAUGGCAUCAAGUCGAGGGGCCUUGGUUACUGUUGGACAGCUUUCCUGCUAUGACCAGGCUAAGCAGUUGGUUCUUGGGACCGGUUUGCUGUCAGACAAUAUUUUCACCCAUUUUGUGGCCAGCUCUAUUGCUGGAGGAUGUGCCACAUUCCUCUGUCAGCCCUUGGAUGUGCUGAAGACGCGGAUGAUGAAUUCCCAGGGUGAAUAUCGGGGUGUCAUGCACUGUGCAUUAGAAACUGCCAAACUUGGACCACUGGCUUUUUAUAAGGGCCUUGUUCCUGCUGGCAUUCGCUUGGUCCCUCACACCGUGCUUACCUUUGUCUUCCUGGAGCAGCUACGGAAAUAUUUUGGCAUCAAAGUGAUAUCUUGAGGGAGAAAGAAAUGUAAAAAAUGAGGGACAAGAGCCUGGGAAGUGGGGCCUGCCAGUGUCCAGGUGCACAUGCUGUUCCUUGUGGAGGUGCAGCAGUCUUAAUGGUGGCCUCUUCAGUGCCAUGGCAUUAGUUGAACUCUCACAGAAUGCCCCUUUUCAGUGCCUAACAGUCUUAUGAAUAUGAGCCAACCCUUCAAUAUUGUUUGGUGCCUAAUGGUUUAACUGCCAGCCAGUCAGAACCUUCUCCUCUAGUGCCCAAUAGCAAUGAAUGCCCAAUCCCCACAUGUCUUUCCGCUGAGCCCAGCAUUAAUUUAAUUCCUUGAUUCCCUACCCAUCAGCAUCAUAGUACUUUCUCCAGUACUGUAUCCUUGCUGAUUCACAGCAUUCCACAGUAAACUUCUGAUCAUCCUGCAACACCAUUGUGGUCUGAAAGCUAGCAUUCCAACAAUGCUUCUGCUUUAUUUCCAGAAUUCUUGUCUUGAGUAGUGGUGCUCCACUACUGUACUGUACUUCAUUGCUGUCUGUCCUGUAGCAUCAUGGGUAGUAAGUGGCCCUACCUGCCAUGUCAUCUUUUUUUCUUUCUGCCUUCACGGGGCGCAUCUACACUGUAGAAAUAAUUCCGUUUGAUACCACUGCCAUGGCUCCAGCCUACAAACCCCUAGGAUUUGUAAUUUCUCUUUGGCAGAGAAGAUUAAAGACCCUGCAAAACUACAGAUCCCGGGAUUUCAUAGGAUGGAGCUGCAGCACUUAAAAGUGGUAUCAAACUGCAUUAUUUCUACAGUGUAGCUGUACCCCCAUUCACCUUUUUGUGAUGUGUUGCUAUAACUUUUGGGAGGAGUGCACUAGCCUCUUCCCAAUCAUCUCAUCCUUUUCACUUUGACCAGAAAAGGUCUUUGUCAAUAGGAGAGGCAGCAUCAUAAUUACUUUAUUUUAAAAUGUUCACAAUGAGAAGAUUACAGUGAGGGGACCCUGUUAACUUUUGGGAGAGGGAUGAUAGCAAUACUCCAGGUAGUCAGGAAUCCUCUUUGUCCUUCCAUGUCUCAGGUGUAUAAAUGUUUUUGAGAGGCUUCCUUCUCUCAUCCAGCCUAUUCCCUUGUUCCUACCUCAGUCUCCUCUCACCCUCAUGUCUGUCACUUGAGGAACAGGAGGUCCCUUUCAUUUACUUUCUGUGAGUGGAAGCAUGGAGCAGGCAGCACACAUACGCACAUGCACACACAUGUUCUUAUCUGUGUCAGGCUUGGAAUCACUUGUCUCUUUCAUUUGCCUCUUAGUUUGUCAUUCACACCUUGUUCAACCAAAGCCUCUUAAAACCAAAGGGCCCUACUGAGGCUUGACACCAUAGAGAGUAGAAAAUUGGUACUUCUGAGGUACUACUAAUGAGCAAGAACUAAGUCAGCACAUGCAGGGCAAGGAGAUUUUCUUAUCCUAUAUAAUUCUGUUCCUUCUAACAAUGGAGAAAAAAAGAUCCUGUUUGCUUGCAAAUGGCCAAACUUCCCCUUUUGCCUGCUUAGUGUCUGCUCUGGCAGUUCUUCUGAGCCAUCUGGAGGAAGCCUAGCAGGCUGUGGAAUCUCCCCAGGUUGUCUUGUGUUUAUUAUGUUGUCUGCUGUAGCACUGGAUUAUUUUUUU